AUGAUGUUGAAAGUGGACUUGAGACUGUGCCUUGGGCUUCUGUUGCUCCUUGGGGUUGCCUGCGCCAAGGUGGAUGUCAGCAGCCAAUCUGAAAAAUCGCCCCUUUCCACCCUGACCCUGGAUGAGAUCGAAGAGAGACUUCAGCUAUGUCCUGUUGUCGUUGAUCUCAACACUGAGAAGCUCGCUGGCGCUCCUGAGACCUCAACCCUGAGCUCACGGGUAUUCGGAAUCCUCUUUCCUGGAAGUCCCGCUGUGAAUGCCAUUCUGGCGACCCUCUACAUUUCUGGGCCACCAAACUUUCUUCUGGCACUAUGCCCACCCAAUAUUGAUCCCUCCUCCUUGUCAGUCAUGGUUGCAUUCGCUGUAGGAGGCUUAUUGGGCGAUACGCUCUUCCACCUGCUGCCCGAAAUUUUCCUGGGCGAAGAUAGCAGCGAACACGUCAGGUUCGUCCUUGUGGAGCCUAAUCGCAACCUCCUACUGGGAGCUGCCAUUAUGGUUGGCUUCAUGACCUUUGUCGCGAUGGACAAAGGACUACGCAUUGCAACCGGUGGCGAAGGGCAUGAUCAUAGUCACGGCAGUGCUCCAGUAGAUCCAUCUCAAAGUCAAGCAUCCUCUACCUCGAUCGACGCCAUAAAUGGCGAGGCAAGAUCCCGGAAGAAGCCUCAGAAGUCAUCCGAAGUAUCUGCUGUGUCAGACAAGGCGGAUGCAAAGGAGAUCAACCCCAGCGCUAAGUUGGGAGGUUACCUCAAUCUCAUUGCUGACUUCACGCACAACAUCACUGAUGGUUUGGCUAUGUCGGCUUCAUUCUACGCAUCUCCUACCAUAGGGGCUACCACGACUGUGGCCGUAUUCUUCCACGAAAUCCCGCACGAAGUCGGUGAUUUCGCUCUGUUGAUCCAGUCGGGCUUUUCGAAGCGAGCUGCGAUGGGUGCCCAGUUUGUGACUGCGCUAGGAGCUCUGCUGGGCACCCUCAUCGGCAUAGCAGUCCAAGAGUUCGGCGGAAACUCGGCCACGUCUGCGGUAGGGAUGCACGGAGGCCUACUGGGGACCUCUUUGACUUGGGGCGACAUGUUGCUGCCGUUCACUGCCGGGACUUUCCUGUACGUGGGAACUGUUGCUGUCAUCCCGGAGCUUCUCGAGACAGGGCCACACAAAAGCGCCGAGUUGCGCAAGAUGCUCACUCAAUUCGCUGCCAUUGCCGUUGGCGCCGGCAUCAUGCUGUACAUCUCAUGGGAUUGA
Molecule: messenger RNA, 1239 nt
Organism: Neoarthrinium moseri
Lineage: Eukaryota; Fungi; Ascomycota; Sordariomycetes; Amphisphaeriales; Apiosporaceae
Exons: 3
Coding region: 1-1239 (412 amino acids)
Biological process (GO): intracellular zinc ion homeostasis; zinc ion transmembrane transport
Cellular component (GO): membrane
Molecular function (GO): zinc ion transmembrane transporter activity
Source: RefSeq, a predicted model, not a curated record